AUGGCUUCGAACCCGUCCAAUCCCAGGCGGCGUAUCCAAAUCCAUUCGAAGAAUAGAAUGUACUUCAAUCCCUUAUCUGGAGGCACUUCUCAGCGCCGCGUGAAUUGGAAGAAUUUUAGCCUAAGGCUGCUUACUCCUGCUAACCGCAAACAGGCCAAAUCUCGAUAUGACGACACUCCACUAUCAUGGCCGUGCUUCACACACAACCCAACCCUUCCGCCAGAUGCAGAACCUCAGCCGAAUGAUCCAGGAGUCAUGCUGGUAGAUAAAACACACGAAUUGUGGGAGUGGCUCGAACCAGAGGAGUGGUUAGAGGUUACCGUACUCGCUCACUACUCCUGGGAACUAGCCAGCUUCAAAAUGGAUGGUGCCUUAUGGAUAUUCAGAGACUGGGAGCCUUCAGCUGCUAUGUUGCAACUCAUUCGACAGCGGGAGACAUAG
This is a messenger RNA of Rhizoctonia solani, 441 nucleotides long. RefSeq lists its product as uncharacterized. The transcript has 2 exons. Lineage: Eukaryota; Fungi; Basidiomycota; Agaricomycetes; Cantharellales; Ceratobasidiaceae. The record is from RefSeq and is a predicted model, not a curated record. The coding region runs from base 1 to 441 and encodes 146 amino acids.